This is a messenger RNA of Mustela erminea (ermine), 6837 nucleotides long. RefSeq names its product ZFP92 zinc finger protein (gene ZFP92). The coding region runs from base 1717 to 3534 and encodes 605 amino acids. Gene Ontology annotation, cellular component: nucleus. Gene Ontology annotation, biological process: regulation of transcription by RNA polymerase II. The record is from RefSeq and is a predicted model, not a curated record. NCBI's taxonomy places the organism in Eukaryota, Metazoa, Chordata, Mammalia, Carnivora, Mustelidae. The transcript has 6 exons. Gene Ontology annotation, molecular function: DNA-binding transcription factor activity, RNA polymerase II-specific; RNA polymerase II transcription regulatory region sequence-specific DNA binding.
GGGAGCGCUGGGCAGGCUGGCGCUGUGAGGUCGCGGCGCUCCCGCCUAGGGGCACCUGGUGACCUCAGCAGGCACAGGCCUGGAGCGUCCCAGACGUAUUCCCGUGGCUAUAAAGGGUGGGGGUUUGUGCCCCCUCGGUGGUGUGAACCCUUGGUGGUGAGGCGCACAGCAGAAAAAAGGCCUAAGGAGAGGAAGCCCGCGGUGGCAUGGAAGGCCCCCAAGAGCAGGAGAAGGGAGUGGGCUGAGCUGAGCAGGGGAACUAGCUCGAGGGGUCCGCCAGUCCACCAGCUCCUCGCUGAGCCACCAGUGUCCGCCAGGGUGCUGCAGGCCUGUUAGGGAACAAAACAGCCAAACUCCCCCCACGAUGGGUCCAGUUCUAGUGGCACCACACCAACAAUAAACAGCAAACAUUUUAAAUUCGGAAUUAUAGAGUGUGUUAAAUGGUGGUCAGUGCCAUGGGGAAAACAGAGCAGAGGAAAGAAGGUGAGGAGUUGGGUCGCGAGUUUAUGUAGUUGGGUGGUGAGGUUUCUGAAGAACCUGAAGGAAACGACAGAGUAUUCCACAGAGAGGAAACAACCAGUGCAAAGGCCCUGAGGUAUGAGUGGCGGCAUGGUGUGUGGGAGGGACCGCUCAGAAGACAGUGUGGCAGGAGUAGGGAGCAAACGGGUGGGAGGAGGGGAAGGCCAGGUCAGAAAGAGCCAUGUGGGUAAAACGGACACCCCAGGGAGGGCCGUGAGCAGAGAAGGACAGAAUCCCACUAGGAGGUAGCCAUCCCUAGGACCAGUUCAGCCUAUGUCCCCCACACCCCAGGGCAAGGGAGACAUCCGUUGCGAGGGUGAGGCUCAGAGGGCUUUGCUGGGUCAGGCACCGUGGAGGCCCUGGGCUGACCUGUGGCCUCCGUAGGGCCCCGGGUCCUCAGGCCUUUCCACCAGGUGGGCGGCGAGUGAUGCAGUCCCAGGGGAAGACCGUCGGAGCAAGUAGGAGGCGGCUGGGGUCUUAAAUUGCCAGACCUCAGAGGAAGUUUCACCGGGCGGCCGGGGCGGGGAGGGAGAAGCCUGACUGCAGAGACUCUGCGUCACUCCUUGCCGGUGAAACAGCCCCAACUCUUGACCCUGCCUGCACGGGAUUGCUGACCGCCUUUCCCGUUGUUUGUUUGUUUGCUGUUUUCUUUUUCUGGGGAAACAGCCCCAUCUCGUGGUCUUCUGUAAGCAUCAGCACUGAAGUCCACUGGCCGCCUCUCCCCUUCCUGAGCCAUGAUGCGUUUCAGUUGGCAGCCCAGAGCCUUUCCUCCCCCAGGGGGGCAGCCCCACAUCCUCGGCUUUACUUGGCCCAGUCAGCAAGCAUGGUGGGAUUCUGCUACCCUCCUAACCCAGGCUGACUGGGCCUUCCUGGCUUCGGGGCACUGCUGCCUGAUGGACCGUCACCUGUCUGCCUAGUGUCGGGUUGCCAGGAGACCUGAGCUUCGGGGCCUGGAAUCAUCCUUCAGCCUCUCCUUUGCCCCGGUCGCCCACCAGGGUCUUAGGAGAGGCCCCUCUCCAGUUCCACAGUCUCCGAUUCUUCCUUAGGCAUAUGCCCCAUUCCUGCCUGGGCGUUCCUCAGGAUCAGGGUCUGUGAGAAGAACUUCCCAUAUCUCUCUUUGCAGGCUUGAGGGUAUGGGAGACUAGGUCUCAUGGAUGGACACUUGGGUGUGACCACUGCACAUGACUGGCCCCCCUGAUGCACCUUGUGGCGUCGAAUUUCAGUGUCAGGCUUUGUCUGCAGGCUAACCCUGUCCAUAGUGUGUUUUCCUCAGGAAGUCACAGCUCAACAAUCUCUUCUCUCCUGGGAGCUUCGAAGGGACCCCAGCAAGGUGCGGGAGGUGGCUUUCGAUUUGCAUAUUUUCCAAAAUGGCUCAUGACCCAGCAGGACAGUCAUGAGAGAAACCCUUUCCAGGAAGCCAGCGCUCCCAGCGCCCUCCCCCUCAGCCGCUGGCCCUCACUGAUCUGCUCUCUGACCCUCCGGAUUUACCUGUGCUGGAGAUGUCACACACUUCUUCGCACCCCUGCGAUGGCAGCCGUUCUCUUGAAGGCCGGACCCAAGGUGCCAGUGUCUUUUGAAGAUGUGUCCGUGUACUUCACCAAGACAGAAUGGAAGCUUCUGGAUGUCCAACAAAGGAUCCUCUACAAGACAGUGAUGCUGGAAAACUAUCAUCAUUUGGUGUCCCUGGGAUUUUUAUCCACCAAGCCUCACCUGGUGUCCUGGCUGGAACAAGGGGAGGGGCCCUGGACAACAGACAUCUGGAGAACACCGGCCACCGCGGGGACGCAGACAGGAGGCGGGAUACAGACUGGGACGUCGGUUUCCGCACAGAAGCGUGAUCCCGAAGAACUCCCGGGUCCCGAUCGUCGGGCUGGUGACGAUCGCCCGGUGGCCUGGCCGCCAGGGGACGCGCCGGAGCAGGGAGUGAGACGGGCUCCCUCUCCGCAGACGGGGUCCAGCAGGGGUGACCCUCCCCGGGAGAAAGGUCCCGGCAGCCCGUCUGGGGCGGCGGGAGAGACGCGGCUGAGGAGCAGCCCCCGCGUCGGGCAGGAGAGGGUUCCCGGGCGGCAGGGAGCGCGCGGCGCCGAGAAGCGCUACGUGUGCCAGCAGUGCGGCCGCGCGUUCAGCCGCAGCUCCAACCUCAUCAAGCACCGGGUCAUCCACAGCGGCGAGAAGCCGUACGCGUGCGGCGAGUGCGGGAAGCUCUUCCGGCGGAGCUUCGCGCUGCUGGAGCACCGGCGCACGCACAGCGGCGAGCGGCCGUACGCGUGCGGGGACUGCGGCAAGGCCUUCACGCGCAGCUCCAACCUCAUCAAGCACCAGGUCAUCCACAGCGGCGAGAAGCCGUACGCGUGCCCCGAGUGCGGGAAGCCGUUCCGGCGCCGCUUCGCGCUGCUGGAGCACCGGCGCACGCACAGCGGCGAGCGGCCGUACGCGUGCGGGGACUGCGGCAAGGCCUUCCGCCGCAGCUCCAACCUCAUCGAGCACCAGCGCACGCACCGCGGCGACAAGCCGUACGCGUGCGGCCAGUGCGCCAAGGCCUUCAAGGGUGUGUCACAGCUCAUCCACCACCAGCGCAGCCACAGCGGCGACAGGCCUUUCACGUGCAAGCAGUGCGGCAAGGCCUUCCGCGGCUGCUCGGGGCUCAGCCAGCACCAGCGCGCGCACAGCGGAGAGCGGCCCUACGCGUGCCCCGACUGCGGCCGCGCGUUCAGCCGCCGAGCCAACCUCUGCAAGCACCGGGCGCUGCACCGCCGGGACCGGCCCUACGCGUGUCCGCGCUGUGGGCGGCGCCCCCCGGAGCCCCGGGCCGCGCAGGGGGCCGAGCCGCGGCGGCCCCGCGCCGGGAACGGCCGUUGCGCCGAGUGCGGCCAAGCCCUCCGGGCCCCGCGGCGGCCGGGCCGGCCCCAGAAGCCCCGCGGCGGGAGGAGGCCCGCGGGGAGGAGCGACGGCGGGGCGGAGGGCGAGGCGGCCCCGGGCGACGCGGGCUGUGCGGCGGCCCCCCGCGCGGUGUGACACGACCGGGCUUCGAAACGGGGCGCCUGGUGCUCCUCUCAGCCCGACGACGGUGCCUGCGGGCGCUGCAGCGCGUGCUCCCAGGCCCGCGGGCCUCAGGACCCCUGUGGCGGCGGCGGGGGGGGGCGGGGGCCACCCUGUGACGAGAGCCCCUGUCCCCGCCGCCCGCCGCCCGCACCCGCGCCUUGGGUUCCUCUUGCGAGACCGUGGGCUUCAGCCCCAGACUGCUUAGUGUUUCCGGGUAGAAGCACUCCGAGCACUUUAAUCCUUUAAGCGCCUGUCCGCGGAGGGGACUUGAGGGAACUCUGCGACUGGACUGUGGCUGGACUGUGUGACGUCACCGCAGACUCAUCAGUUCAGAAAUUGUCUGGAAAUGGAUUUGGGCAAACACGUUCGUGGCCUGCCCCAGCCGGCUUGUCCCGCCGCAGGAAGUGAUGUCUCUGAGCCUGCCGCUCGAGAGAAGGAACAGGACAUCCCGCUAGCACGCUGAGCAGGGACCCCUUUCUUUCCCGGGCCACUUGUCCUUGUGCCUGAGAGCCACAGCCGCCCACGGGUGCCUCCGGCUGCUUCUCCGAGGAGCCGCAGCGUCCAGCUCGCAUCUUCCCAGAGGCCUGGGGCGGGGCUGCGUAUGGGAGACACUCUGAUCUCUCACUGGACGGGGCUCCGGGCAAGGCGUGUCUUCCCUGUCCACCAGGCUCACCCUCCUCACUGCCUUCUGCUCCCCCAGACCCCACCAGCGAAGACCACCCCGGGCUCUCCGCCCCUCCUCCCCACCCUCAGUGCCUAGAGCUUCCCACAGCGCUGCGCUCUGCCAAGGCAAGGUCCUGCGGGAAGGCAACAAGCUGGGUUAGGGAUUCGCACAGAGCGGCCGGCAGUGGCUCUCUCGUUGGAUCUGCCUUUCAUAGGACAUUUCUUAUAAUACUGAAGAUUCAGCUGCUUUAAAUAUUUUCGCAUUCAGGAGUAAUGUAAGUUAAAGAUAGAGAUAUUUGCCUCAUGAGAGAGUUAGAAAAUCGCUCCUUAAAUAAGACUCCCCCACCCUGUGAGAAGACCUCGGAGGAGAGAAAACCCGGACCCUCCUCUCUCCCUCCUCCUCAGCCCCACGGAGGCAGGGCGGCUGGCAGUGUCCUCACUGGCCGGCCACCUCCUUCCGGCCCUCUUCACUGCCAGGCUCUCCGGCGGGCAAGUGGUAGGUCCCCACUGGGCCUCCGAGGAGCCUGGGCGCCUACCCUGCCACACAGGAGAGGUUCGACUGGACAUCAGGACAGUGAGGAAAAACCUGGAGAUGCAGAAUUCCUUCCGAGCAGGCAUCUUGGAGCUCUGAUCACUAAGAUGACCCCAAAAAAGAGAGAUACAGGUAGACAGAAACAAAGACAUAGAGAAGUUUGAUCUAGCUAUAUCAAAAAGAGUUUGAUACUAUUUAUGGAAAGUUCUAGAGUUCUUAUAUCUUGCUUUUAUCUCAUAGCCCUUUACUGGGUCUGUGUCCCCUUGUCCUUUGUCUUCUUUGUGUCACGUUCAUGUUUGCUAGCACUUCAGAAACAUGUGAAAUGAAUAUGGCCCCCUUAGCACUUUACCUCCAGCCCCAUCUGAGGGGGUCAAAUGGAUCUGCAUCUUGAGGUUCUCCAAGGGAAAAAGAAGUAUCAGCAACAGUGUCUUUGAAGUCCAUGGACAGGUCAUUGGGAAGCAUGUGUUUCCCUGAGGCACAGACGAUCUUUGAAGGCAGGCAAGGGGUCAGGAAACCAGUCCCCGUGCAGAGCAAGGAACAGAGGCAGGAGGCCACGCACGUGGACUCCACUCUCAUUCGGUUCAACCGUGGCCUGGCCAAGAUUGGGACGACAACCACCACGUGAGGGGAACCAGACAGAGACCAGAUCCAUGGGCUCCCGUGUUCGUUUCCAUCGCUCUCGUAAGUGAACAGCAUGUGAUGUCAUCCCAUCUGUCCCGCCGGACAAGCCGACUUCACUUCUCCCGUGAACUCCUUUUCUCAUGGGACCCAUACCCAAAGGUGACUGGCUACAGGGGGUGAUGUACAGGUGUUUUCAGCAGAGGGUGCUGGACAUUUGUGCUCUGAUUUUGGAGCACCCGAAAGGUUCCAGGGUCCCCAAACACUUACCCAGAUAAAUGACAUUUAAAAUAGCAGUGCAUCUUUUUGUCAGUUCUCUGUCUAAUUUUGCUUGUCUUCAUGACAUUUUCACUGCAGUGUGAUUAUGAGUGUCAUUUUCUCUCCUGUGUGGAAUAAAAGCCAGACCACUUGCUCUCUGACACCUUGGAUCCUUUGCAAGAGCUGUUUAAAGGCCAUGGCUCCACCCCCAUGUAACUGGGGGUUACAUGUCCUGACUGAAUUCAUUUACUUUAGGGGCAAACAAAUAAGGAGGCUCUAAGGUGCUAGCCUUGAACAGAGCCCUCUCGUGCUUUAAAGUGAGCAGAUAGCAGUUGGGUUAAAGGUACCAGGAAAGACUCUGAGUGUGGAACUCGGGGGCGAGCCGAGAGACUAUGUUUGCAUGAGGGUAAGGCAGAAACCUUGGAGGGCGACACACCUGGGAAUCAAGGGAAGCCAUCCGAGACCGGUGGGACACCGUGACUCGGAGACCAGGAACGGCAGAGAGGCACAGCAGCACCAUGAGAAACGCAGCUGUGUGUUCCCUCCAGUUGCCUUUGUAUCUUUGGGCAACAUGGCAGCACCCACACGCCCUCCGGUGUGGGCCCGUGCAGCCCCGCGUGGGUCUGGACACAAGACGGCUCCGCCUUCACCCUUCUGGCUGGCGCUCGGGCAUCACAGGCGCCGCAGGAUUGCCUCCUCCACAGACGACUCUCCGACUCCCCAGGAACGGCUCAGGACCUUCAUGCCUUUGCCCAGCCUGAGGGACACAGCCGGCCCUCCGCCGGGGUGCUGACUGUGUGUCUUGCUAGGUAGCAGAGGUGACGACUGCGGUCCUGAGGCCAGAGCAGGGGUGAGUAUCAGGGUGGUAGAGGUCAAGGGACUUCGGGCAGAAUGGAGGGAAGAAGGGGGAGCCCACGUGUGGUCAGGAGCCCUGGAAGAGCAGAGGGGUUCCUACAGGAUGGUUGUGGGGUCCCUGGGAGCACAACGCAGGAAAGCCUGGGAUGCUGGAUGGAGAAUUUUGGUCUCUGGUUCCUGAUGAGGAGCAAGUUUUUGUUAGCAUGAAAGAAUUAUUCUCAGAUGGAGGAGGGGAAGUUCACAUACAUUAUAACACCAUCAUCAGCCAGACGGUUCUGAUGUCCAUUACGUGCGGAGCCAUGACGGUCUGGUGCAAGCAGCCACAGCUGACAUUCUCAGGCGUCCCAUUU